CUCCUGUCUCUCUCCCCUCCUCUCUCUCUCUGCUGAUGCUGUUGCAUGAGGAGCGCGCGGAGGACGGACCUGCAUCCCUUCAGUCUGACGGACCCGGAUCUGAUGAGGACAAAACCCGGACAACAGAGACCACGACCAGCACCGAGGUGAGGGAGACCCGCUCUGUGCUGUGUUUGACGGACCGGGGGAAUAAUCUGGAUCCGGAUCACGCAGAUCCUCGGCCCUCUCCUCGGGGCGUGACGCAGUGAUUGUGUUUAACAUGCACAAUCCCCUGGGUGUGUAGUUUGUAUUGUGUAUAGGGGUGUUUGUCUGUGUUUGUGUGUGUGUGUGUGUGAGUGUGUGUAAUCGAGGACCUGAGAUGAGCUCAGUGGGAGCUGAGCGCCGCAGGCCAACACCGGUCCAGACGCCCGAGGAGAAGAUCGUGUGGAGGGACCCGGGACGAGCAGGAUGGAGGGAUGCAGGGAGGGAGAGCUGGAGGGAGGCGAGAGAGAGCGGCGUGGUGCAGAGCUACAGCUUCGACUCAUACCAGCUGGAGGAGGAGGACAUCAGUAAGGACGCCCCGGAGAGAGGAGUGCUGGCUCUGUCCGAGACCGACUCCGAGGAGCCGAUCCCUGAUGACCGCUACCAUGGGAUCUACUUUGCCAUGCUGCUGGCUGGAGUGGGCUUCCUGCUCCCCUACAACAGCUUCAUCACCGACGUGGACUACCUGCACCACAAGUUUGAAGGGACGUCCAUCGUGUUCGACAUGAGUCUGACGUACAUCCUGGUGGCUCUGUUGGCCGUCAUCCUCAAUAACGUGCUGGUGGAGAGACUCAGCCUGCACACCAGGAUCACAGUGGGUUAUAUCUUCGCUCUGGGCCCGCUGGUCUUCGUCAGUGUUUUUGAUGUCUGGCUGGCGAAGUUCACGACGAGGCAGGCUUACAUCAUCAACCUGGUGUCAGUGGGAGUGGUGGCCUUUGGAUGUACAGUGCAGCAGUCCAGUUUCUAUGGUUACAUGGGGAUGCUGCCCAAGAGGUACACUCAGGGCGUGAUGACGGGGGAGAGUACAGCCGGGGUCAUCAUCUCGCUGUCUCGGAUCUUCACCAAGCUGCUGAUCCCGGACGAGCGGAGGAACACGCUCAUCUUCUUCCUGGUCUCCAUCAGCAUGGAGAUGCUCUGCUUCCUGCUGCACCUGCUCGUCCGCCGCUCCCGCUUCGUCCGCUACUACACCAACCAUGCCCAGGGCAAAGGUCAGGGCAAAGGUCACGACCCCCGGGACAACGGGACCGGAUACCGAGUCCACCAUGAUGUCACCGCAGAGGAAGUAAGAUUUGGAAACGGAGGAACGGCGCCGCCCUCCGCAGAGGAAGGCGUGGAGGACAUCGAAGGAGGGACGUACGUGAGAUUUGAUGCUCCUAAAGCCAAGAUAAGGAAGAGCUGGCCUGGAGUCCGAGAUAUGAUCCUGCAUCGGUACGUGGUGUCCCGUGUGAUCUGGACCUACAUGUUGUCCAUCGCUGUGACCUACAGCAUCACUCUGUGCCUGUUCCCCGGUCUGGAGUCAGAGAUAAGGAACGUCAUGUUGGGGGAGUGGUUCCCCAUCCUCAUCAUGGCCACAUUCAACAUGUCCGACUUCGUAGGCAAGAUCCUGGCCGCGCUGCCAUAUGAUUGGUCUGGAGGCCGCCUGCUCUUCUUCUCCUGCCUGCGGGUGGUCUUCAUCCCUCUGUUCGUCAUGUGCGUGUACCCGGCCAGCUCUCCCACCCUGUCCCACCCCGCCUGGCCCUGUCUCUUCUCCCUCCUCAUGGGCGUCACCAACGGAUACUUCGGAUCCGUCCCCAUGAUCCAGGCUGCUGGAAAAGUGCCGCCCGAACAGAGAGAGCUGGCAGGAAACACGAUGACGGUCUCCUACAUGUCAGGCCUGAUGGUCGGCUCGGUCGUGUCGUACGCCGCUUACAGCUUCUCGGCUCAUGGAUCAGGAACUCACCUCCACACACUCACCUUACACACACCUGCCAACGCCUCGGGGUACUGAACGUCCACACACAGACGUACACACACCUCCACACACCUGCAGCCCUUAACACACUGAUCCUGAGGAGUGGACUGACUGAUUCAGGUCAUGGUUUGGAUCAAACAUCUGGACUGGGAUGGACUCUGGAGACCGGAGCUCAGCGGGCUCGGGAGUCCUCUGAGUGUCUCACUGUGAAUUUAUCUUGUGCAUGCGUGGGGGGGGGGGCAGAGGGACCAGGAGAGUCCUGGUGUUUCAGAUCUCAGUCAGACGGUUGGUUUGUUUCUGUUUGCAGCUCCUCAGGUCACCGUUGAUUUCUGCUGACUGCACCUUUAAAAGAAGAAGAGGAGGAUACUCCCCUUCAUCGUCUGUAGAUCCCUUUAGAUCACGUUCAAACUAUAACCACCUUUCAGGACUUUAAGGAUAUAUAUUUAUAUAUAUCCUUUAAGUCCUGAAAGGUUGCUGGAACAUCAACUGAUCUUCUGACUGAGUUCAUGAUGUGAGAGCAGAACUCUGUCACACAUUCAGAGAACACCUGAUCACCUGAAGGUGUGCGCUCAGACUGCAGGUUACUCUGAGCGUGUCUGUUUCCAUCACAGCAGCAGGAAGCAGGAAGACACUGCAGAGCUAAACUACGGUGUGCUGAGAGGGACAAACAGCACGCCGUGAGUUUAAACCUCAGUCUGUUUUCAGUUAGCCGACUAACGCUUCAUCUUUAUUACCUCUUCAUUCAGACGGACAGAGGACGCCUUCUUCCUCAGGUGAAGUGUGCGCGUCAAUAAAACAAGAAAAGUCCAAUUAAUAAAAACUGUGCCAAAAGAGACGAGGCUAGCUAGGUGAGCGUGGACAGGAUCAAACGUGAGACACAUUUAUUACACUCUGCUGAAACAGUUCCUGUUUGAGAUGUUCUGCUGAACCUGAAGCUAACGCUCCUGUUCUCAGGACGCCAGAGAAACUCUGUGGGCGUGUCUCAGAGGAACUCUGUGGGCGUGUCUCAGAGGAACUCUGUGGGCGUGUCUCAGAGGAACUCUGUGGGCGUGUCUCAGAGGAACUCUGUGGGCGUGUCUCAGAGGAACACAGGAGUCUGAUUUCUCCUUUAAAUCACGUCAGUCUGUUUGUCCUGUUUGACCAUCGCUAACGGAAACACUUCACACACCUGCUGGCUAACUUUUACGUUAGCCAGAUAGCAUCAUCGUUAGCUAGGACUUCGUGCCAUACAUUUAAUAUUGUGUAGAACUGCAGAGGUAAUAUGAGCCAGCUCAGGUGUUGAAUGCUAACGUUAGCUGUCUCAGGUUUCCUUUAGAGAGCGACGCCUCGUCUCAAACUUUCCUGAUUUCCUGAACUACCUGCCUCACACCUGAGAUUAAAUGUUGAUGAUGUUGAUGUUGAUGAUGAUGAUGAUGAUGAUGAUGAUGAUGAUGAUGAUCUGUAUCAGCUGUUAUUCAGUAAUGUCAGAGUCAUGAGUUAGCGGGUCUCUGUCCUCUCUCUUCUUUCUUUGUGUAUAAAGAACAAAUGUUGUGUUUACAGUUGAAGGUGGUCACUGAGCGUGCUCAGUGUGUCCCUCUGAACGGUGCAACAUCCUGUAAUGAUGUGGGACGUGACGAAGACGCAGCUCAGACACUGAUCAGUGUUGGAGGAGAGGAGUGUAAAUAUAUAAAAGAAUAAACAAACUGAAGG
Messenger RNA from Notolabrus celidotus (New Zealand spotty), 3661 nucleotides. It is a transcript of the gene slc29a4, whose product is annotated as solute carrier family 29 member 4. The record is from RefSeq and is a predicted model, not a curated record. Lineage: Eukaryota; Metazoa; Chordata; Actinopteri; Labriformes; Labridae. Gene Ontology annotation, cellular component: plasma membrane. The transcript is spliced from 11 exons. The coding region runs from base 359 to 2008 and encodes 549 amino acids. Gene Ontology annotation, biological process: nucleoside transmembrane transport. Gene Ontology annotation, molecular function: nucleoside transmembrane transporter activity; monoamine transmembrane transporter activity.